Molecule: messenger RNA, 354 nt
Organism: Purpureocillium lilacinum
Lineage: Eukaryota; Fungi; Ascomycota; Sordariomycetes; Hypocreales; Ophiocordycipitaceae
Source: RefSeq, a predicted model, not a curated record
AUGGAGCUUGUGCCUGGUCGGUCGAGUGAACACGACGACAGCUUCCCGGCCCGCGAUUACGACGACGUCCGUACGAAGUACGACCACCGACGCAGCCCACCAACCCCCCCCCCCGCGACCGCGCAUCAGCACGACGGCCUCCUCCUGCAGCCGCACGAGCAACUCGAUUGCAGCAGUGCUUGGCAACGAACGAACGAACGAACGACAACGACGGGCAGCCAGCUGCGCGCCGCGCCACUAACCCCCGAGCGGACUGAGAGCCCCCAUCCAGCCAGCGACCCGUCGAACGAAGAGGGAGAACGGGGACCAGUGCAGCAGCAGCAGCAGCAGCGACAGACAGCCUCCGUAGCUUGA